GAGAAACACAGUUCAUGAGUGAUCGCUCGCUACCAUCAAGGCCUCUGAUCUGCUGUUGAUGUUUGCCUCAACCUUGCGUCACUCUCUUUGUGUUCGCAGACAAGAGAUGCAGCAAUUGUGAGCAGGGAAGCAGAUUUCUUAAAGUGUCUUCAUACCAACUGGCGAGUUGUGCACCCGAUGAGCUCUACACAACGAAAGCAUUGAGCACCUAGUCGUGCAUGGUGAUUGUGUAUAUCGCUUUCAUCGCCUGUCUCAUCUUUGCGCACCUGCUCAUCUACUGUCUCGUCAAAUCGGGGAUUGCCGAAAGCAAGAAGCCUGCUCCGCUGUCUGCUCGGCAGCGCAGGCGCCUCACAGAAGCGUGGCCAGAGUUUUUCCAGGACAGUGUGCUCCGCACUGGACCGAUCUAGCCUGACUCCGCGCCAAGUGCUCCUAAGGACAGCGCACGCACAGGAGCAGCCCACAAGACACAAGUUGAGGGGCCCUCAUGCUGAAGGGGUCCCGGCAUGAUUGCCGGGAAUGAUGGGUUGAAGUGUGGGAAUGCGGCUGGGAGCCAAGUCCGGUGUCCCAGAACUGCAAUAGCUGAUGGCUGGCAUCAGCUUCCCAGCAGACAGCAGCUUGUGACGCGAUUUGGCUUAUUCAAGAGCCAAUGCACACCCGAGGUGGCAGCCAGCGGGGAGGUGAGCUGCGCGUGCGAGCAGUGCGGCCGGUGCAGGGCGUUCCUGCAGGGCCGCCUGGAUGGAGGCCCCACCUGGCGCCAGUAUGAAGUCUGGACCCGCGACUACAUCAACUCCCUGGCAGCAUACCUGUGGAGGAGGGGGGAGGAGCUGGGCCUGGAGCACUUAGCAGUUCUGGAGGUUGGCGCUGGCGAUGGCCGGCUGACCGCGCAGCUGCAGGCAGCUCUCGCGCAGCUGCGACCUGCCACUAAUUGCUGCAGCGUGGAUCUGCGGCAGUUUGUGGAGCUGCUGUCGUGUGAAGAAGCGCUGGGAAAGCACCGGCCAGACAUUGUGCUGUGCUCCUGGAUGCCGCUGGGAGUUGACUGGACGUCCAGCCUGCGCGCCUGCCCCCAGGUGAUCUUCCACACAGACCUCAAUGAGGACACAUGCAUUUCAAUUUCUGUGGGGCGGCACUGA
Molecule: messenger RNA, 1130 nt
Organism: Coccomyxa subellipsoidea C-169
Lineage: Eukaryota; Viridiplantae; Chlorophyta; Trebouxiophyceae; Coccomyxaceae
Exons: 6
Coding region: 504-1130 (208 amino acids)
Source: RefSeq, a predicted model, not a curated record